This is a messenger RNA of Empidonax traillii (willow flycatcher), 2294 nucleotides long. RefSeq names its product coiled-coil domain containing 83 (gene CCDC83). The record is from RefSeq and is a predicted model, not a curated record. The coding region runs from base 195 to 1442 and encodes 415 amino acids. NCBI's taxonomy places the organism in Eukaryota, Metazoa, Chordata, Aves, Passeriformes, Tyrannidae. The transcript has 11 exons.
GGGGGCUUUGGGGAGGGAGAGGUGGCCCAGCUUUGCCCGCUGAUGUGCCUGCUGGUGAAGGGGGUUGUGGGGAAUACGUACGAGGGAAGGGUGGGCUCGGAGCGGAGUUGUUAGUGUACUCUGGAGACUGGGAAGCGGAUACAGUGUGACUGCGGCGUGUCGCAGCGUGACUGAGCACAAGUACAACCAGAAAAAUGGAAGAGAACAAGAAAGGGGAGAAGCCAGGAAAGCAAGUUACAGAACCUGAAUCAGAUAUACCAGAAGCCAUACUAGAACUUCAAAUUGAGACAAAAGAAACAACAAUUGAUCGGGUUUUGGUUCAUCUGGAAGAAUUGGAAAAUAAGAUCAUAGAGGAUCAUAAAAGAAAUGACCACCUGAAGGAAGAACAGCAGGCACUUAUCAGGCGCAUAAUAAAACAAAUAGAAGAAAAGGAGAAAAAACGAGAUGAAAAGGAGGUUGUAACUAGGAAUGAUGUGGAAGAGUCACUGAAAGCAAUUUUUCAGUAUGUGAGGGACAAAGAACAACUUUUUGAAGAACUGCGCUCCCAAAUUGAAGAAAUUCAGCAAAGAAUUUCAGUAAAGCAGCGUGAGAGAGAUUAUUGGUUGGAGUACAAAAAUGUAGGAAGUAAAAUACACGCUGACAAGAUUAGCAGUUUGGAAAAAGACAUUAAGGAAGUUAAAGAUGAGCUUCAAAGAACUGCAGAAUAUUAUAGAGAUGCUUUGAAUGCAGUGAAAGAAGAAAAUAAGAGUCUGUUUGACAGGCACUUGAAGUUACUUAGUGAACAGGCUCUUAAGAGUGCUGUGGGAUACUUAGACAAAAACUGUCGCAGAGAAAUUCAAGAGAAUGAAUGGCUAAAAGAAGAGGUUAAGAUCUACCGAAAGGAAGUAAGUGAUUUGAAAGCCUCUGUUCAGCUUCUGGAAGAAGAAAAUACCAGUUUAGUGGCAAAACUGAUUGAUACCAAACUUGAGAACCUGAUAGGAUCCAGGCAUUUGUUUCUUCCUGAGGCAGCUGGCUUGCAAGAAGGAUUUCCUAAGUAUGGAAUGGAACUGGAAUAUAGAGAAUAUGCAGCAAAGGCAGAUGGAGAAGAGAGCCUCAGAAGUGCCACAGUUCCCUGUAGGAGAAAAAAAGCCUUUCCAAAGGUUCAGUCUAAAACAGAGGAUGAGAAGCCUCAAGACAGUGAAGAGCUGCAGGAAAAAAUCUUCACUACCGCCUUGGAUCGCUUGCUGUACGAAGAUGAAGAUGAUUUCAAGGCAUACUUAAAACUGGGUCCUCUGAAGAGAAAGCUGUAUGUGGUUGGAAGAGCCGCACCUACUCAUCAUAAGGAACCAGAAGAAAUGCCAAGCAGGAGCGACAGAGAGGAUGGCAGUGUUGGUAAAUCAGAUGGGCACAUCACAGCUGAGAUGAUCAGGGCCUUAUUUAAAGAAAAUGAUGAUGGAAACUAGACAAGCUGUGCUGUUAACACAGAAAUGUAACAAUCUCAGUUCCUCAAAUAUUUGUUCUGUUCUUCAAGGACUGUAUGGCAUUGGGCUUUGUGGAAACUAUUUUUGAGUGCCUGAAUCAUGAUUAGCACGUAUAAGUUUAAUGAGAGGUAAGUCUGUGUGCAGAUGGCUAAUUGAAAGGUUCCUUUCCUUACCUCUGAGAGAGGUCUUGUGCACAUUUUGGGCUACUCAGUCCACAUAGCAGCAACUGUAUCUACAAAAGGAUCUGAGUCAAUAUUUAGUUUGUGUUGUCUCCACUUGCAGACUGUCAAAUGUGGGAUUCCCUCUUGAUUGGACACUAAUGGGUAAAUGCAGGGCUGCCAUAAGAUAUAGAACUGUUACAAAAUACUUAAUACUCUGCUAAAGCAGAAUUAAUUUGUCCAGGCAUAAUUCAACUAUUGGUACAAAUUGAGUGUUGGAAUGAAUUAUAUCUGUCUCCAUAAGACCCCUACUUAAAUAUAUGGAAAUAAACAAAAAUUAAUUUUAAAAAAAUAAAACCAGCAUAAAAAUCUUGAAAGUCUUAAAUAUUUUGUUUUUUUAGAAUUGGCUAAAUAUGUUGUGUAACCCUGUAUCUUCGGUUUGUGACUGGUCUCUAUGAACAUAUAUCCUAGUGCACUGAUGCAGUGGGGGAGUUUUCCACUCCCACUGUGCACCCUGGAUACCCUCUCAGGAGCACACAAUGCAGUUAUUUCCCACAGGUAAGCUCUGAUGGGUGUAUUUCCUAAUUAGAAACUUGUGACAGCAUUGAAUAAUCUCAUUUAAACCCCUGACAGGUUAAUCAGCUGUUUGGAAUAAAGCUUUUCAAAAAAUUUAAAA